AUGCUGUCUCUGCUCUCGCGCACUCUGAAACCGCGCAUGGCACGCGCGUCUGCUCGUCUUGCUUGCACCGACUAUCGCCGCUGGCUGUCAUCCGGACAUUCCUCAUUGCACCUGCGCGGCCGAUGGCAGACCGCCAGCCACCCACCAGCGCCCUCGCGCACAUUCGCAACACGGUCCACUCGUCCGGGCCCUCCGAGUUCUAUCUUACUGGUUAACAAGCACCGAACACAUGCCGUUGCGGAGGCUAUUGAUGCGCUACUUUUGCACAUACGCGAAAAGUACCCUGACGUACGGUUAUACCACGAGGACCGCCCAGAUAUACCUGACGGAGUAGAGGUCUGGCGACCAGGUCCCGAUGCAGCACCGAUCGACCUUGUCGUCACGCUUGGUGGGGAUGGCACAAUACUGCAUGCCUCUUCGUUAUUCAAAGUAGGCGCUGUCCCACCUGUGCUAAGUUUUUCUAUGGGCACCCUCGGGUUUUUGCUCCCAUUUCACAUCGAUGACUAUGCAAAGGCACUGGACAGCGCGUUCAGGGGCCACGCGCUGGUGCUGAAUCGCAUGCGGCUUCAGUGCACAUUCCAAGACGCAGAUGGCGAGCAUAGCAAUCUGCAUUGCAAAGACUGGCAGGUCAUGAAUGAAGUCGCACUUCACCGUGGUUCGAGCCCACAUUUAAAUACAAUCGAUAUAUAUGUGGACGGGCAACAUCUUACGGAGUCAGUCUCAGACGGGUUGAUUGUAUCCACGCCGACGGGCUCGACAGCGUACUCACUCUCGGCAGGCGGCCCCAUCGUCCAUCCAUCCCUUAGUGCGCUCGUCCUCACCCCCAUAUGCCCGCGGAGUCUCUCCUUCCGCCCUCUGAUUUUUCCCUCUUCCUCCUCCAUCACACUUCAAAUCAGCGAACGGAGUCGUGCCUCGGCCGGUCUCUCGAUGGACGGUCAGGUCACCCACGUCCUCAACCCCGGCGAGUCCGUGACAGUGCAAGCCUCUCUGUACCCGAUCCCGUGCAUCAACCGUUCGUCGAUCGCAGAGCCCGACGAUAGCCGCACGGGCGAGGGCGUGGGCCCGGGAACGGAGGACGACUGGGUGCGUGACAUCAACAGCCUGCUGCAGUACAACGCGACGUUCAGGAGCAAGGCACUGCUGCGGCUCGGGCGGGAAGGGGAGCGGAGGUAA
This is a messenger RNA of Sparassis crispa, 1173 nucleotides long. Its product is annotated as NADH kinase pos5, mitochondrial. The record is from RefSeq and is a predicted model, not a curated record. The transcript has 8 exons. Bases 1 to 1173 code for a protein of 390 amino acids. Gene Ontology annotation, biological process: NADP+ biosynthetic process; NAD+ metabolic process. Gene Ontology annotation, molecular function: NAD+ kinase activity. Lineage: Eukaryota; Fungi; Basidiomycota; Agaricomycetes; Polyporales; Sparassidaceae.